Molecule: messenger RNA, 1458 nt
Organism: Symbiodinium sp. CCMP2592
Lineage: Eukaryota; Dinophyceae; Suessiales; Symbiodiniaceae
Source: the annotation of a GenBank genome assembly
AUGGCCGCGAUGGGCUACCCAGAGCAAGGACCUGAGCUUCGAGCCGAGCUCGCCAAGGAAGAUUCACAGCCGCUGCCUGUGUUCCGCCUGCGGGAUGUGCCGAUGCAGCCGCAGAGCGGGAGCUUUCAGGCUCUGAGAUGGCGGCACUACACCAGCACGGUUCAGCUCUACUGGACCCUUGGGGAUGGCUGGGUGGGAGAAGGUUGGGAAGGUCUUCAGGAUGCCGACUUCGAGGUGCGAGUCGCUGCCUCCGAGCUGGUGGUGCGAUGCUUGGCCGGACCGCGCAAGAGCGAAGUCCUGGGGUCUUUGAGCGGGAGGCUGGCGAACGAGGUGGAGCCAGGGAGGUGUUGGUUUGCUGUGGAGAGGGAUGUUCGCGACCCGCGGAGGCAGCGAAGACAUUUGGUCAUUGAGCUCGCCAAGAAGAGCCCUGGCAGACCUUGGACAGAGAGGCAGAUCUUCAAAGAUCGCUCCGAGAUGUUCAACCGCAGGUCCUUUGCUUGGACGCCGCAGCAGAAAGAGCAGGAAAGUGAGAGCUCCUGGACAACGCUGAAGCCCGGGAGAAGACCCGAUGUACAGGAUCCUUUUGUCACUUCGAGAAGUUGGCUUUGCCACGAACUACAGCAGGGCCAAAGCGCUCAACAUCUGUAUUUCCGUAUCAUCCUCGAUCAGAAAAAACUGGACGAAGCCUUGGAGAAAGUUCCGUACUUCAGGCUUUUUGGAGUUGACGUGUCGGAGCGCUUCUUCAAGCUGUUCAUCCGCGGGGAUGAGUCAAGCCCCAUCAUGCUGGGAGAGCUUGGAGGAGCUGUUGUUCCUGAUGAGACGGAAGUGGAGCUGACAACCGUCACCCGAGAGGUCUCUGGGCACCGAAUCCGUGGUACCAUGGAAACCCUGCCCUGCUUGGAUGUAACGCUGAGAAAAGAUCCAGAGUCCCACGGAGAGUGGGAGGCCUUCAUCCAUUCCGACGAGCAGGUGUUGAACAAACCACAGGGCACCCUGGAGGAAUUCGAGGUCCGCCAGCGCAGGAGAGACCCAUCUCCAGACCGGUCAGAUUGGACGCCUGACGACUUUGCCGACGAGCAGAAGGACAAGGCCGAUGCUGCUUUCAAAGAAGGCAUCUAUCGUGACGCCAUCGUCUACUACACCAGAGCGCUGCGACACACACCCCGGAACGAGAGGUUGCUGUCAAAUCGCAGCGCUGCAUACUGCAAGAUCUCCAAGUACCAGCUUGCUCUGGACGAUGUAAACCUUGCCAUGGAGAUUGAGCCUUCCUGGCCUAAGCUGCACUAUCGGAAGGGCCAGGCGCUGCGUGGCCUUCGCCGCUGGGACGAGGCCGUGGCAGCCUUCGAAGAAGGGCGGGACUUGGAUCCUCAGAGCCCCGACUGGGACAAAGAGGUGAACCGAACGAGAGCCGCCAAAGAGCUGAAAGAAGCCUCCUCGUUGCAAAAGGCUAAAAACUGA